AUGAACUUUUACCUAGAAAUGUCAUCAAAACAUGUAAGUAGCUAUAGUGAAAGACCUCGAAGUCGAUCACUAGAACAGCGUCGAGAAACAGUACAGAGUAAAGAAAAGCCUAGAUCGAGGUCUAAAUCAAGUAAACGCAAGCAUAAAUCCACAAGCAGGGAACGGAAAAAGGAAUCUAAACAUAAGAAAACUAAAAAAAAGAAAAAGAAGAGAUCACACAGCAGUAGCAGUUCUUCAAGUAGUAGUGACAGUGAUGAGGAGGAACUAAAGUUGCUCCAGAGACUAGAAGCGGAACGAUUAAGGUUGAAAGAAGAAAAAAAAAAGCAGAAAGAGCUAUUAAAAGCUAAUGAAACCCCUGAAGAAAAAAGAGCUCGAAGACUUAGAGAAAAACAGGAAAAGGAGCGCAAAAGACGUGAGCGUAUGGGCUGGGAUAAUGAAUAUCAAUGCUAUACAAAUCAGGACAAUCCUUUUGGGGACUCUGCCCUCACAAAUACUUUUGUGUGGACUAAAAAGCUGGCUAAGGAAGGUGUUAAGAAUGUCUCACAUGACGAACUUGAGGCUCUGAAUAGACAGAAGCAAUUGGAAAAUAAGAUAGAGUUAGAAAAGGUGAAGCAGCGGCGGCUGGAGCGCGAGGCGGAGCGCGCGGCGCGAGAGGCGGAGGCGGCGGCGGCGGCGCGCGCGCGUGAGGCGGCGCAGUUCAGCAGCUGGGCGCGCCACGAGGACGCCUUCCACCUGCACCAGGCGCGCCUGCGCUCGCAGAUACGCAUACGCGACGGCCGCGCUAAGCCUAUCGACCUGCUGGCCUGGUAUGUGAGCUCAGAGCAAUGUGUCGACGCUUUGGAAAUGCACGAGCCGUAUACUUACUUGAACGGAUUGCACGCACAGGACUUAGAAGAUUUGCUGGAAGAUAUCAAGGUGUACAAGGAGCUGGAGGGCGCGGGCGCGGGGCGGUACUGGGAGGACGUGCAGACCAUCGUGCGCGACGAGCUGGCCAAGCUGCGCCGCGCCGCCGCGCCCGGCGCGCGCCGCGACGGCGUGCACCGCGCCGUGGCCGACGACGUCACGCAGAUCUUCAAGGGCAAGUCGGGCGCGGCGCUGGCGGCGCUGCAGGAGGAGAUCGAGCGCAAGAUGAGCGCGCGCCGCGACGGCGUGGACGUGCCCUACUGGGAGAGCCUGCUCAGCCAGCUCAAGGCGCACAUGGCGCGCGCGCGCCUGCGCGACCGCCACCAGCAGAACCUGCGCCGCAAGCUGCAGCUGCUCAAGCGCGAGCAGGGCGUGCAGCCCGCGCCCGCCGCCGCUGCCUCCUCCGCCGCCGCCUCCUCCGCCGCCGCCUCCUCUGCCGCCGCCGACGACGACGACGACGCCGCCGCGGGGUCACAGGAGCCCGUAGAGAAGACGGAGCCGGAGGACGCGCCCGCGGCGCCGCCGGAGGGCGAGCCGGAGUCGUCGGACAGCGAGGCGGAGGCGUGGGGCGCGGCGCAGUACGCGGCGGGCGGCUACUCGCCGCGGCCGCUGCCCGCCGCCGCGCUGGAGCCCGGCACGCUGCUGCUGGACGCGCGCGACGACGAGCGCCGCCUGGCCUACCUGCGCGCGCGCCUGCACGCCCGCGCGCGCCCGCCGCCCGCCCCCGCGCCCGGCCCCGCGCCCGCCCCCGCGGGCGGCGACGCGCUCGAGGCGGCCGCGCGCCGCUCCAUGGGCGCGGGCGGCGGCGCGGACGGCGAGGGCGCGCAGUUCAGCGUGGAGCACGCGCUGCCCGACCAGCCCUGCCUGUGGGCGGACAAGUACCGCCCGAGGAAGCCCAGAUACUUCAACCGAGUGCACACGGGCUUCGAGUGGAACAAGUACAACCAGACGCACUACGACAUGGACAACCCGCCGCCCAAGAUCGUGCAGGGCUACAAGUUCAACAUCUUCUACCCCGACCUCAUCGACAAGCAGGCCACGCCGGAGUUCUCGCUCAAGCCCUGCCCCGAGAACCCCGAGUUCGCCGUGCUGCGCUUCCACGCGGGCCCGCCCUACGAGGACAUCGCCUUCAAGAUCGUCAACCGCGAGUGGGAGUACUCCUACAAGCGCGGCUUUCGCUGCCACUUCCACAACAACAUCUUCCAGCUGUGGUUCCACUUCAAGAGAUACAGAUACAGGCGA
Messenger RNA from Brenthis ino (lesser marbled fritillary), 2145 nucleotides. The record is from the annotation of a GenBank genome assembly. Lineage: Eukaryota; Metazoa; Arthropoda; Insecta; Lepidoptera; Nymphalidae.